Gavia stellata (red-throated loon) is the source of this 1754-nucleotide messenger RNA. It is a transcript of the gene PRELP, whose product is annotated as proline and arginine rich end leucine rich repeat protein. Gene Ontology annotation, molecular function: protein binding; heparin binding. Bases 13 to 1128 code for a protein of 371 amino acids. NCBI's taxonomy places the organism in Eukaryota, Metazoa, Chordata, Aves, Gaviiformes, Gaviidae. The transcript has 2 exons. Gene Ontology annotation, cellular component: extracellular exosome. The record is from RefSeq and is a predicted model, not a curated record.
AACAUCUGGACCAUGAAGGUGGCCUUCAGAUUGCUUCUCCCACUUGUUCUUGUGCUGGUCUCGGAGGUGAGCGGGCAGCGGAGGAAGCCUCCCCGGAAACCCACCCGCCCGCCUCCCGAGCUCGUUGAGCCCGUCGAGCCCACAGAGCUGCCCCCACCCCUGCCGCCGGGUCCCCCCUCCAUCUUCCCUGACUGCCCCCGAGAAUGCUACUGCCCCCCAGACUUCCCCUCCGCCCUCUACUGUGACAGCCGCAACCUGCGGAAGGUCCCCAUCAUCCCGUCCCGCAUCCACUACCUCUACCUCCAGAACAACUUCAUCGACGACCUCCCGGAGGAGUCCUUCAGGAACGCCACGGGGCUCAAAUGGGUCAACCUAGACAACAAUCGCAUCCGGAAGGUGGACAGGCGGGUUCUGGAGAAGCUGGAAAACCUCAUCUUCCUCUACAUGGAGAAGAACCAGCUCAAGGAGGUGCCUUCCUUCCUGCCACCCAACCUGGAGCAGCUGCGUCUGAGCAGGAACCAGAUCUCCAAGAUCCCUGCUGGGGUCUUCAACAAGCUGGAGAACCUGGUGCUCUUGGAUCUGCACCACAACAAGCUAAGCGAUGGGGUCUUCAACAAAAACACCUUCAAGGGACUCAAGAACCUCAUGCAACUCAACCUCGCCCACAACAUCCUGAGGAAAAUGCCCCCCGGGGUGCCCAGUGCCAUCCACCAGCUCUUCCUGGACAGGAACAAUAUUGAGGACAUCCCCAGUGAUUACUUCAAGGAGUUCCCCAACCUGGCAUUCAUCCGGCUCAACUACAACCAGAUCUCUGACAAGGGGCUGCCCAAGAACUCCUUCAACCUCACCAACUUGCUGGUGUUGCACCUGGCCCACAACAAGCUCACCAACGUCCCUUUCAUCAGUCCCAAGCUGGAGCACCUCUACCUGAAUAACAACUCCAUUGAAAAAAUCAACGGCACACAGAUCUGCCCCACCUCGCUGAUGUCCAUCCAGGACUUCUCCCCCUCUGACCUGGACAGCGUGCCCCGGCUCCGGUACCUGCGGCUGGAUGGGAACCUCCUGAAACCCCCCAUCCCCUUGGACCUGAUGAUGUGUUUCCGCCUCCUGCAGUCCGUGGUUUUCUAGCCCUGCCCGGCAGCGUGCCUCUCCCAGGACUUGGCUUUGCACAGAGACUCAACCCCUGUCAGUGUUUGACACGUGGGACCCUCUUUGCCUCCCUCUCCCCCUGCUCACACCCCGCCUCCAUCCCUCUUGCCUUUCCCCCUUUCCUCCCCUGCAGUGGCCGUGGACACGCGUGGCACGCGCAUCCUCGGGGACCACUGUCUGCAGGACAGCACCGCAUCGCAGCAGCCGUCCCAGGUCGCAGCAUCAGCCCCAUCAGCAUCAGUUCCCUGCCUGUGGGCCCUGCCUUCUCUGCCCGCACCCAGGCCAGCCCUGGAGCUGGAUCUCUCUCUCCCCUUCCACCCGGCAGAGUUUCGGGAGGUUGGAUUCAGUCCAAGCCAAAAGCAUCUCCGGAUGGAGCUGAUGAGAGCCCAGGGGCCACCUUGCUGCCGGACUCCUGUCACGUCAUUGCUCUGGGUGGCUGUACCCGGAAAGCCCGCGAUGUCCCUGGGGAAAAAUGCCCUGUGACGGAGGUGGAGCAAGGAUGCCCUGGGCUGGUGUGCCGAGGGUGCGGAUGGCCACCCUGCAGCCUUGGGGUGCAGGGCGAUGCCAGCCGGGCGUACCGGCGGAGGGUGGCUGGGGGAGCAGGA